Molecule: messenger RNA, 855 nt
Organism: Scomber japonicus (chub mackerel)
Lineage: Eukaryota; Metazoa; Chordata; Actinopteri; Scombriformes; Scombridae
Gene: srd5a2b
Product: steroid-5-alpha-reductase, alpha polypeptide 2b
Exons: 5
Coding region: 1-759 (252 amino acids)
Biological process (GO): steroid biosynthetic process
Cellular component (GO): membrane
Molecular function (GO): 3-oxo-5-alpha-steroid 4-dehydrogenase activity
Source: RefSeq, a predicted model, not a curated record
AUGCACUGCUAUGGGACCCUGAUCAACUAUCUCAGCUGUGGGUUCAUCCUGACAGGACUGGUGCAUCUGGUCCAUCACAGGAGUUUCCAGACUUCCUACGGGCGCCACAUGAAACUCUCUCCUCCAACUAGGAUGGUCCCAGCCAGACUAGCCUGGUUCCUCCAGGAGAUGCCGGCUCUCUUCAUCCCCCUGCUUCUGACACUCACUUCAUACAGACCCUCCAGCAUGGGAAAGACACUGCUACUUGGGACCUUUUCCAUGCACUAUUUUCAAAGGACAUUUGUCUAUUCACUACGGACCAGAGGAAAGCCUUUCCCGCUGAGUGUGAUGGUGGCAGCAGGUUUCUUCUGCUCUCUGAAUGGUUUCCUGCAGGGACACUACCUGCUGCACUGUGCUCAGUUUGAUGAUGACUGGUCAGCUGACUAUCGCUAUAAAACUGGUUUAGUGCUGUUUUACGUGGGAAUGGCCAUUAAUAUACACAGUGACUAUAUUCUGCGUAACCUGAGGAAACCAGGAGAAGUCAUUUACAAGAUUCCUACAGGAGGUCUUUUUGAAUAUGUGUCUGGUGCCAACUACUUAGGUGAGAUUGUGGAGUGGUUUGGCUAUGCAAUAGCUACCUGGGCCCUUCCGACACUCUCAUUUGCUGUGUUUAGCCUCUGUUUCAUUGGACCAAGAGCAUAUUACCAUCACAGGUUUUACCAGGAGAAAUUCAAGGACUACCCUAAGUUACGAAAAGCUUUGAUUCCAUUCAUCUUUUAAGAAAAGGUAUUGCUAUCAUCUUAUAAGGGAAGACAACAUCUGAGUUCCCCGUGGACCUAACAGCAGAAGACAAGGCAGUUUUGACACUACUAUUGU